Molecule: messenger RNA, 1444 nt
Organism: Spizellomyces punctatus DAOM BR117
Lineage: Eukaryota; Fungi; Chytridiomycota; Chytridiomycetes; Spizellomycetales; Spizellomycetaceae
Exons: 1
Coding region: 101-1444 (447 amino acids)
Molecular function (GO): protein binding
Source: RefSeq, a predicted model, not a curated record
CUAUGCAGAUGUUCAUUGGGCCUUUUGCGCUCUUGAACUGUUUGUUUUCUACUUGCUUUUGCCCUUUACUUGAGAUCGCCAGAAUGAAGUGUGAAGAGCCAUGACACGUGAUACAUUGUAUGUCAUCAGCAUCGGAGUUUUUGAGGCGAUUUUGCAGUCAUUUUCCGAACCUGUUGCGCCAAUGGAGGCAGGCACAGUGGCCAUUCCGAACCAAGAAUUCCUUCCACCGCAAGUGACGAUAUGCAUACCAUCCAUUCCCAGCAAAACGCAAACAACCUUGGAAGGGCCAGUUGUUUCCCACCCAGCAGUGCCAGCCCAAAUAUCGUUUUAUGUGCCUCAUUCACAGCUGGCGCAUGGCAGUGGUGUCAUUAAUAUUGCACCAGAAAUCGCACCUAUUUCCCUGGAAUCAUAUGUUCCGACAAGUAUAACACGAGCAAAGGAAACCCCAGAGUUUCUCGGGCCAUUGCCGUCGCAUAUAUCCGCUUUUGUAGACCCAAAACGUUCGAACCGCACAUAUUACGCAGACUCGGCCCUUCAAACCUGCUCCUGGAUAGAUCCCCGGACGUUUGCAACGCGCAAACAUGACAUUCUUGAGAUAUGCGAGUACGAACUGCCUUACGGAUGGGAGGAAUAUCUGGAUACUGAGCGGGGCAUUGUAUACUACAUUGAUCAUAUUGGUUGUGCAAACUAUCCCCUUGGUCCCUGGACGACAGAGACCCGAGAGGCCGUGAUGAGGGAUCGCGAAUUAAAGGAACGGAGGAGGUUGGAACACGAGGCGCUUAAGCUUGAAGAAGAAAUUGAAUUAGAGCGGCAGAAAAAACUACAAAUGGAGGAACAAGACCGACGGCGGCUGGAAGAAGAGAUGUUGGCAAGACAAGCGCAACUGUUAUCCGCAUCAGCAACCGAUAGCCUUCUUGCAGAACUGACGGCACUCAACGAGAAAGUGGCUCUUGGGCGCUGUGAAAUGGCUCUCACCAGUUCGGACAGUACUCGAUUACAGGAAGAGCUGUCCUUCUUUGAGGUGCGCUUGGGGAGGCUACAGGAGAUCAAUGCCCAGCUUGAAGGACAAGAGCAAAGGCUGGUGGAGACUGCUCAAGCCACAAAUAUGGAGUUGAGUGAAGUGAGGAAUAUGAUUGACAUUGAGGCAGCACAGAGGGCGGCACUUGAAGAUUAUGUUGACCAGCUGCGUGUGGAGGCAGAGGAGGCAACUGUCUCCGGAGAGGAAACGGUUGCAAAUGACAGUGAGCUUAAAGUGGAUUGCGCUGAAGCAGACCAACAACAUCUGGCUCAAUUAAAAGGCCGCCUGUCAACAUUAGCUUUGGAACUUGACAGAGACGUACAGGCAUAUGCAUCAGCAGAGAAUACGGAGAAUGGUGCUUUAAUACAAUCAGAAUCCGCCCGGGCUAUCACUGGUGGCAAUUUCCAAAUAGAAAUUGAACCUUGA